Coregonus sp. 'balchen' is the source of this 3843-nucleotide messenger RNA. The record is from the annotation of a GenBank genome assembly. NCBI's taxonomy places the organism in Eukaryota, Metazoa, Chordata, Actinopteri, Salmoniformes, Salmonidae.
AUGCUAUAUGUGGGAACACACCUAACUGAGGAUGAGGAGGAAGCAUAUGUUUACUGGCUGAAGCUCAUGGAUACUGACCCUGAUGCUCCCCGAGUAUGCAGAGAGUUCCAACUAUGGAAGGCCUGGAUACAGACCUUAAAUGCAUACUAUCCACCUGAGGACCCUCCGCACAUGACAAUGAACUAUACCAGGGACUUGGAUGAAGCAUAUGAUGAAGCCUGGGAGGAGGAAAUGGACGAUAGGCGCCCGAUUGUGACCAGCAAUCAUAUGUACAUACUCAAAGAAGGAGUGGCUACCAGCUGCAUGGUCAUGGAUGGAGACGUGGUGCUCACAGACAAAUGGUUUGCUCUUCCUAAUGAUUCUGUGCCGCAUGUUACCCUUCUCGUGGGAUUUGGAUAUGAGGCAAGAUCUCUGGGACCAGCGGUAAAGGCAGCAAGUUGCCUACGGUGGAACAAAACCUCUUGUUACAAAGUGGAAAGCGCAUUCCUUGAGGGAAAUCAAAUAUGGAGAAUUAAACUCAAUGUGGAUGAUGUGUCGAAACCAGAGGUUGUGAGGAGAUCACGUUACCAUGGCAGGGAGAUGACUGAUCAUCCGGAUACUCCUAACAUUUUCAAUCAACUACCAGAGGAACUGUGGACAACAAGUGCUGAAGAUGUGGGGCUGGUUGAUGUAGAACCAGUGGUUGUCUCCAUUCGAAAAGAAAGUGAACACACUAUCCCAGUUCACAAAUCUCAAUACCCUCUCAGUGAAGAGAAGACGAGGGGUAUUGAGCCUACGAUAUCAGGACUCCAAAAAGGACAGGUUAUAUAUCCAACAUGUUCUGUGUGGAAUACACCCAUCCUUCCAGUAAAGAAAGGUGACACUGGGAAAUGGAGGAUGGUGCAGGACUUCAGACCAAUCAACGAAGUGACUGUACCAGAUGUUCGACCUGUACCAGACCCAUAUCUGGCCUUACAGAACAUUUCACCCACCCAAGAUUGGUUUACAGUAGUGGAUCUCGCCAAUGCAUUUUUCUGCAUCCCAUUACAUCCAGAGUCCCAACCACUUUUUACAUUUACCUAUAGAGGGCAGCAAUUUACGUAUUCCCGACUUCCACAAGGCUACCGUGAUUCCCCAGGAAUCUUCAACGCUAUCCUGAAGAGCCACUUGGAAGAACUAACAUUACCUGAGGGGGUGACACUACUCCAAUACGUUGAUGAUCUUCUGUUGGCAGCACCCACUGCUGAGUCUUGUUUGCAGGCCACCAAGUCCCUUCUCCUGUUGGUGGCCAAAAAGGGAUACAAGGUAAAGAAAGAGAAAGUGCAGUGCUGUCGGAGAAGUGUCCAGUUCCUGGGAAGAGUGCUGUCAGGGAAGGGACAAGCUGUGUCUGUGGCUCAGAGGACCUCCAUCUUGGAACAUCCCAAACCUACUACUGUACAACACCUUUUGUCAUUUCUUGGCCUUACUGGAUAUAGCAGAACGCACGUGCCAGAAUACUGUCUUAAAGUGGAACCACUGCGGGCAAUCUUGAGAGAAGCAGGAAACAGAAACCUCACGGCAGUCCUUAAGUGGACACCAGAAGCAGAGGCAGCUUUAAUCCAACUCAAACAGACGCUGGCACAGGCUGAAGCACUGUCCUUACCCGAUUACACCACGCCAUUCUGUUUGGAUGUUUCUGAGCAGGAUGGUUAUGUACAUUCCAUCCUGUAUCAGAAACAAAAGGGGGAAAGAAGAGUGUUACACUACUAUAGCGCGAAACUGGACAACAUUGAAACAGGACAGACUGACUGUGCCAGACACAUGGCUGCCAUUGCAAAAGCUAUAGGUAAAACAGCCCACAUUGUGAUGAGACAUCCACUUGAAAUCAAUACAGAUCAUGGGGUGACUGCUUUUAUAGGCUCCAAACUUUUCACACUGUCCAGUAAAAGAAAAUCCAGCAUAACAAAGGCCAUCACUGCAAAGCACAUUACAUAUGUGACAACAGCAACCAAUAUGACCGAUGGUAUGGGUCUUGGAGAACCACAUGUCUGUGAGGAUAGAGCAGCCAAACAGAUUAAAGUCCGAAUGGACUUGCAAAACUCACCCUUGGAGGGGAACAAAAUCACCCUGUUCACUGAUGGAUGCUGCUACAGGUCAAAGGACCCAAAGGAAGGAAACACUGCUGCCUAUGCUGUGGUGAAACAAGACACAGAAGGAGGACAUGAAGUAAUGGAAGCAGAGAAACUUGGUCCCAAUGAAGCCUCAGCACAGCUAGCUGAACUUAGGGCGUUGAGGAGAGCUCUACAACUAAGUGAAGGAAAGAAUGUGGACAUCUACACGGACUCUGCCUAUGCACAUGGGAUUGCACACAUUGAUGGACCACAGUGGUUGAGGAGAGGAUUUGUGACCAGCUCAAAUGAGCCCAUCAAACACAAGAUUGAAGUACAGAAGUUAAUUGAUGCAAUCCAGCUUCCCAAACGACUGGCAAUAAUGAAGUGCAAAGGUCACAGCAGAGAAAGCACCAGAGUGCGUGAAGGAAAUGAUCGGGCUGAUCAAGCAGCAAAAGACGCAGGAGGAUACAAUGCCCAGCAGAUGGUGCAACGAGCCACUCAAGGACAGGAGGAGCUGACGACAGACACAGUAAGACAGUUGCAAGAAGCAGCAGGCGCCUACGAACAGAACGUAUGGAGCAGACAGGGAGCAAGGCAAGACCAUCAUGGGAUCUGGAGAUCUCACACAGGAAAAACAGUGGGACCUGCAAAACUCCUCAGAUCAAUCUUAAGGGAAGAGCAUGAGAAGGCUCAUGGAGGAUGGAAAAGGGUCGCAAAAUCAGUUGAGAAAGCAUGGUGGCACCCACAUAUGUUGGACAUGGCAAGAGAGACAUCAGAGAGCUGUGAAGUGUGCAAACAAUACAACAACAAAGUGUCACUUGGAGCAGUGAUAGGCAGCUUCCCAAUACCUGAUGCACCAUUUCAAGACAUAUGCAUAGAUUUCACGGACAUGGGACAAGACAACAAAGUGGAAGGAAAAAGGUACCUGUUAGUAAUGGUGGACAGAUUUACCAGAUGGGUGGAAGCCAUCCCCACAGCAAGAGAAGACGCAAAGGCCGUGAUUAAGUGGCUGAGGCGAGACCUCAUUCCAAGGUUCGGGGUCCCGCGAAUGGUCCGUUCUGACAACGGUACCCAUUUCAAGAAUAAACACCUAAGGGAGGUAGAGCAGGCCCUAGGAAUCACCCACAAGUUUGGGUCAGUAUACCACCCCCAAUCGCAGGGACUCGUAGAAAGAGCUAACCAAACGCUGAAGCGUAAAAUGGCCAAAAUCAUGGCCGGAACUAAACUGAAAUGGGUAGAUGCCCUACCCCUCGCUCUAAUGUCAAUGAGAAAUUCACCUGGGUCUGAUACCCACUUGACUCCACAUGAGCUAAUGACAGGACGCAGAAUGCCAGGGCCACCAGCAGAUAAUCUUAGUAUGCCUAGGCUAGAUAUUGCAAAAAUUAGAUAUACAGACUACAUGCAGGCACUAAUUUCUCUUGUUGAAAGAUUGUCUAAACAGGUGGUGGAAGUGCGCACUCCUGCUGUUGAAACCACAGACGACAACAGAGACAUCCUGGUGGGAGAUUGGGUGAGAGUGAAGGUGCAUUCCAGGAAGUGGACGGAGCCAAGGUGGGAAGGGCCUUUUCAGGUGAAAGAGGUAUCAAGUCACUCGCUGAGGGUAAACACGAGUAAGAAGGACGUAUGGUACCACAGAACACAUUGUGCCAAAGAUAUAGUUCCAGGAAGAACUCUAGAUCAAGUACAACAGGACUUGGCUGCAGACGGGGAGGAUGUUAUGGUUAUUAGCGGGGCUGGCCCUAUGGGGAACAGUGACAUCCAGUCAGUAUCAUAA